AUGUUUAGUAUUCACGAUUUUGUUCCUUACGUAUUUAAUUUGGAAGACAGCGUAGUAAUGCUUCCAAGUAAAACCGGUGGUAAUAUCAGUAUAGAACCAAAAAUUUCUGAUUUAGGGUUGGCUAAGAUAAUUCUUGAUACAAAUCCAGAAGAACUAAAUGAAAGACAGCUUAAGAUUAACGAUGCAUUUUUGAAAGCAGAUGAAAUUAUUUCAACAUUAUCAACAACUUCAUUACAAUAUCGAGAUCUUAGAUAUACAUCUAAAGCUAUAG
Molecule: messenger RNA, 271 nt
Organism: Racocetra fulgida
Lineage: Eukaryota; Fungi; Glomeromycota; Glomeromycetes; Diversisporales; Gigasporaceae
Source: the annotation of a GenBank genome assembly